Messenger RNA from Caenorhabditis briggsae, 72 nucleotides. The transcript has 3 exons. The record is from RefSeq and is a predicted model, not a curated record. NCBI's taxonomy places the organism in Eukaryota, Metazoa, Nematoda, Chromadorea, Rhabditida, Rhabditidae. The coding region runs from base 1 to 72 and encodes 23 amino acids.
AUGAGCAAGGAUAGUAAAUCUUUAGUUAGAAGAAGACAAGGUAAUUCCCUUCACAGUGACGUCUUCUUCUAG